Lactuca saligna is the source of this 1779-nucleotide messenger RNA. The record is from the annotation of a GenBank genome assembly. NCBI's taxonomy places the organism in Eukaryota, Viridiplantae, Streptophyta, Magnoliopsida, Asterales, Asteraceae.
AUGGAUGAGGUAAGACCAAUAACAAAAAAAAGAGGUCAACGUGGUAUUGCUGCAUUCAAGAAAAAUUAUCGACCUGAAGAGUAUAAUGUUAAAUUCAAUGAGAAUAAUAUCCCAAAUGGUGGCAUGUCAACCCAAUUUAUGUCUUGGUUUGGCAUGAAUGUUCAACAUAGGUUUCCGAUAGAUGAAGAUCCGGAAGCAAUGGAAUGGAAUAUCGAGUCUGAUGACAUGAAAGAUUAUAUGAAGAGGAGAGCUGUUAAACUUGCAUCAAAUUUUAAAUCAAGGCUAGUUUCAAAAUUUGUAAAUAAUGAAUUAGAUGCAUGUGCUGUAUAUACCUUUAUACCUCGCGAUGUUUGGGAUAGAUUCGUUGCACAAAAAACUACCCCUGAGUUUUUGGCAAAAAGUGCAAAAGCUAAAAAAAAUAGUGCUAAAAAGAAAUCCCAAAACCACGUAGGACGAGGUGGAUGGCCGGGUCUUGAAAAAAAAGCACCUAUUAUAUGGCCUCAACUUGUAGCAAAAUAUGAGUUUCUAGAAAGCAUACAAAAUGAAAGGUCUAAGUUGUAUUUAAUGUCUUUCGCAAAAAAAGACAAAGAAACCAAGAUGUAUGAUCUUCCACAAACGGCAAUUGAAAAUUUCAAAUUUUUGGAACGAGAAGAGAAAAAUAUGAUAGCCGAUGGGAGCUAUUAUCAAAAUGAGGAAGACCCGUUAGUUAGGCUUUUGGGGCCCGAGCACGGGGGGCGAUCACGGACAGUAUCCAAUAUCAUUGGGCCUACCAAGGUUUCGGGUGGAUUGUUUAAAAAUGUGAAAAAAAGUCGAAAAUCGAUGCCGCGGGUCGACACGAAUCAAACAUUCCGUGAAUCUAAUGGUGUGUCCGAUGGACGAUUGGUAGAAUAUCCACCUAUUGAGGUUAUGACAGCAUGUGAUUUGCUAUUAAAAGUUGCUGAUACUGAGUUGAAAGUAGCUUCUGGUAUGGCAUGGCCGACCUUAGAAACGGUUAUACAUUCAAAACCAAUAAAUGAAGGUUGUGUUAAAGUUCAAGUUGAUGAGAUCGUAGAAAUAUAUGAGAACUUGCCUGUGCAUGCCGUAACACAAACGGAUGAAGUUGAAUUUGUUAAACAUCUGCUUCAUAGCAUCGUUCAGUGGCCGAGAUAUGCAUUAAAGCUUGCGAACAAAACACCGAGCAAGUCAAAUAGUGGUACAAGAAUGGGCUCGAAUCACUCCUCUCCACAGAUACACGUUGAUGACACCACAACCUCAUUUUAUCGUCCACAGUCUGAGGAAAACCAAUUUCCUUAUCAUCAUCAAAUGGAUGCUAAUGAACCUUUUCAAGGUGGUUUGGUUGAUAUGAUAUUAUCUAUGAAUCCACAACAAAUUGAUUUAAAUGCACUCGGAUCUGGGCCCGGGCCCAGGCUAGAACGUGAACGCAAUCCCGAUCUCGAUCCCGAUCCUGAACUCGAACCCGAUUCCGAACCCGAACCCGAACCCGAACCCGAACCCGAACCCGAACCAGAAUCCGAAUCCGAACCCGAAAUCGAACCAUUUACAUGCGUAGAUGAUGCUCUUUAUAUAUCCUUGAGCAAAGUACAACAAAAAAGUCCUAAAAUUCAAGCUAUUGCUUUUCAAGAAGCAGACUUUUUUAAGAAUACACAUGGCACUUAUAUUUUUUCACCCAGAGGGAUGUAUCGCAACAAAGUUCGACUUCCCAUCCUAUAUAGCGAGGUGUUACAGUUAUUUCUAAGGGGUUGGCUUGAUUAUAGCAUUAUACAUUGGUUUGCGAUGUAA